Messenger RNA from Vespa crabro (European hornet), 5599 nucleotides. RefSeq names its product runt-related transcription factor 1-like. The record is from RefSeq and is a predicted model, not a curated record. Gene Ontology annotation, cellular component: nucleus. The transcript is spliced from 8 exons. Gene Ontology annotation, biological process: regulation of DNA-templated transcription. Bases 2185 to 3732 code for a protein of 515 amino acids. NCBI's taxonomy places the organism in Eukaryota, Metazoa, Arthropoda, Insecta, Hymenoptera, Vespidae. Gene Ontology annotation, molecular function: RNA polymerase II cis-regulatory region sequence-specific DNA binding; DNA-binding transcription factor activity, RNA polymerase II-specific; ATP binding.
GCACGCGAGCCAUACCGCAAAAGGGUUCGAGGGGAAAGAAGAGAGAGAGAGAGAGAGAAAGAGAGGUGGGCAUCGCGAGAGGGAGAGAGCUUCGAGUCCGGUGGGAGAUAAAGCGAUAAAGAGCAACGUGGGAUAGAAAGAGAGAAACAGAGAGGGAUAGAAUGAGGGUUUUGAAAGAGGGAAAGAGAGACGCGAAGCGCGCCAAUGAGAGGAGCAGCGAAAGAGAAAGAGGGAGUCGGAGCGCGCAUUGGGAAGAGUGAGAGAGAGUGAGAGCGAGCGAGCGAGAGAGCGAGAGAGCGAGAGAACGAAAGAGAGAGAGAGAGAGAAGGAAGGAUGGCUGGAAGGAGUGGGGUGGCAGAAGGGUAUGAGAGGAACCAGGAAAGGGGAAAGGGAUGCUGCGUGUGUUGGCAUGGACCAGUGCGUCAACGGCUGUUGCCUCACACGAACCGCCGAAAUUAUAGUUAGUGACCCCAACGGGUGUUCCGAAAUACACCACAGAGUACCGUAGCACGCCCAGAAUAGAAGCAUCACCGAAGACUCCUUACGGAUAUCGUUCUAUCAUCCUUCUGGAAUAUUGUUCACGAGUUACCUCGAGACAUCCCAAGAGGACCUUUCAAGGAAUCUCGAUGAUCCUGCCAAACCGAAUCCUAUCUUCUCGGAUAAUAUCCUCAUGAAAUCGUCUUUAACUUCGUUAACUGUGCACUCGGAGUUCUCAUAUCUUCUCUUUCAUAUAUUUCUUCUUCUUCUCCUUCUUCUUCUUCUUCUUCUUAUUAUUAUUAUUAUUAUUAUUAUUAUUAUUAUUUUAAGUGUGAACAGUGAACGAUUAGAAAUCAUUUUAAAAUUGAUAUCAGUGUUAGAUUUUUUUGUUUUUCUCUUUUCAUUACAUCGUUGACUCGUUUGUUUCGUAGUGUCAGAAGAAUUCGAGUCAUGUGGAUAAUGAACAAUCAUUAUUCGGAUUGGUGUUGUGUAAUCGCGCGUGUCCCUUGGAUGCAAUGAUUUUGAACGGUUUUAUCAGUGAUUAAGAUUCCACGUAUACGGAGUGUUAUUAAUACGAAGGGAAAUCUUUCGUCGGAAUUAUCAUCUUGUGCUAUUGUGAAUAUGUCGUGAUGUUUACGUUAAACAACGUCACUUCUUCAGAAUAAUAUAACAAAGAUGUCCAACAUUCGCUCAUACGAGAUAUUAAUUAUAGAGAAGAUCAUUCAUCGAAUUGAUUAAUCUCAUAAUAGAAGAAGAAGAAGAAGAAGAAGAAAAAGAAGAAGAAGAAAAAGAAGAAGAAGAAGAAGAAAAAGAAGAAGAAGAAGAAGAAAAAGAAGAAGAAGAAGAAGAAUAUUUCAUUCCUAAAAAUGUUUCUAAAAAUCAACCAUUUUCCUUCUGGACUCACUGAGAAUUCAUUUCACGAAUCUUUUCAAUGCUUCAACGACUUAGGAUACCAACGUUUCUAACUAUUCGUCCAUUGACAUCACGAAUUUUUAUUAAAACUUGUCAAAAUCAUAAACAAAGAUUCGCAGGGAUAUCGAAUAAGCGUGUCACGCUCUGCGUAUCGUUUUUCUCUAGAAGAGGCAACAAGCAACGAGCUUGCAUAGAGAUUCAAUGAGAAAACCAGACUCAUCAAACGUAAUAGACAGAUGACCCUUAAUAAACGUUCCAUGUAAUUCUAAUAAUUCCAACUAUCGUAUUGAUUUGUUCUUAUCAAAACAUUCUUUGCGACUACUCAUCCGAGCGUAGAGUUCGUAUACACUUGACUUUGACUUUGAGAGUCAGUAAUACAUCCGAGUCAGUAUCUCCCAUUAACGUAUACGACAUCCAACCAAGAGUUUCUAGUUUGAAAAUGAGAGUUUCUCUGGUUGCAGAUCUUCGUUAAUUCGUACCUAGAUUGUGUAUCCGGAAUCAUUCGUAAAACUUUGACCAUAGAAUGGGAGAGAAAAAGAUGAAGAAGUUGAUACCGUCGAAUGAGAAAUUAAAAGGGAUGAUGUAUUAAGAGAAGAUUUCUGCUUAUUCGUUAUAAGAACGAAAACGAUAAUGUUAAAUGACUGAACUGGCCGAUAAGAAAAUAUUCGUUAAGAAAUAUCAUUGGUGUUAUCAGAUGAAGAAAGGAUAAGAUUCUAAAGAUCAUCUUUUGGAAACUGGGUUGUUCGGUGGUUCGAACCGAAUGGAAGGAUGUUUCAUCCGGCGUUCUGACUGCCUAUGGAUAUAUUCGACCGUUGCAACGGCGGCGGCGGCGGAAGCACGGUAACCGGAAGCGGCGGCGGUGCUUCGGUGAGGACAUCGAGCAACGAGUCUGGCAGUGGAACGUCUAGCGGUGGAAGUGAGAGCGGCGGAGGAUCGUCUAGCAGGAUGCAGUUGACAGGAGCUUCGGCUCCUGGGGCGGCUGCCUCACCGGAGUCCGGCGUCUCGCCAUUGACGGACGCUUAUACGAAAAUGACCAGCGAUAUACUUGCCGAGAGAACGCUUGGUGAUUUUGUUAGCGAGCAUCCUGGCGAACUCGUCAGGACAGGCUCACCACAUUUGGUUUGUACCGUUUUACCAGCCCAUUGGAGAUCCAACAAGACGUUACCAGUGGCGUUUAAGGUAGUAGCUCUCGGAGAAGUCGGCGACGGUACAUUAGUGACGGUUCGAGCUGGUAACGAUGAAAAUUGUUGUGCUGAGUUAAGAAACUCGACAGCGUUGAUGAAGAAUCAGGUGGCGAAGUUCAACGAUCUGAGGUUCGUCGGUAGAAGUGGCAGAGGAAAAAGUUUCACCUUGACGAUAACAGUUUCAACAACGCCACCUCAAGUGGCUACUUAUACGAAGGCUAUCAAAGUGACCGUAGACGGCCCACGUGAGCCGCGAUCCAAGACCAUCGAAGAACUCAUCCAACAGCCAUGGCUUAGAUGGUCUACACAGAACAACUACGAAUUUGAAGUGCUGUCUCUUUUAGGGCAGCAGCAACAGUUUCACGCAUUCGCCUUUGCCUCGCAACGUGGAGCACCAUUUUUCGCAUCCCCACUGGUGGAUCCUCUACAGUCUCUACCGAAUCCUCUACAGCCGUUGCCGAACCCGUUACAACCACGGGAUCCUCUGUCGUCUUUCAGGCACGCGAUGCCUGGUAAUUGUCAGAACAUGUCUCAAUUCGGUUUGACGGCGAGCAACUCCUGGGGAUACGGAAGUACAGCAGGAUAUGCUGGGUACCUUCCUGGUCCUCUUUCGUCUUGCGCGGCACAAGCGUCUUUUCCACCCCCGCCACCUCCUCCUCCUCCACCACCACCACCGUCGUCUUCUUUGGCGUCCUUCGCUGGUACCGCUGCUAUGACCACGCCGACAGCUCCCGAUUCGACUGCGGGAUCGGCCGUCACUUCCGGUACUACCGGUACUACGCCUCAGCAGGAUGCUUUCACCGGGGUAUCCUCGUUAGUACCGGACACGACAACGCCAGGUCAAUCCGAUCCAUUGGAUCCAUUGAGCACACUCAUGUCCGGCACAACGAGUCAAAGAUAUCAAGACUACGUUUCUCCAAGGUCCUUGUCAACGGACUCAAGCACCACGGAGAGUCCUGUUCACGAGGAGCAAGGAUUCGGCCAGAACUACGGGAACUACUUUCCAACGCCAGGCGUAUUGCCAAGUAUACUUUACUCUCAGCUCUAUGGGAAUCAAUUCCAGAACUCGGAGAGUCCUGAACAGAGAGCAGUCACCGAGAGUUGUAGCGUUAGACAGGAAGAGGUUAGACCGGAUAAUAAUGUCUGGAGACCUUAUUGAGAGAGAAACGAGGCGUCGGGUCGUCAUUCCCGAUCGUCAUUGAGCGUUCAGACAUUUUAAACAGACUGUGAUAGGUAUUCAAUUUUGGAUUAAACAACGAGAGUCGUUAUCGACGAAGCCGGCUGUUAUUGUUUUUGAACAGAAGCCGAUGAAACAACGAGUCUCUAUUCAGGGCCGAUACGUGAAUGUUAUUAUACGUCUCCUCUUCUUCAUCGGGCCACAAAUUCGUUUUUAUUUCUUCGUUUCUCUUAAUUUUUUUUUUUUUUAAACCUAACUUUACUUUUCUUCCUUCCGUGGAGAUCUUUUCGAAUCGUCGAGAUCAUCGGAUUUUCGAAAGUACGAAAGAAAAAUAAUAAAAAAAAAAAAAAGGAAAAAACGCUUGGCUGUAAACGCACUCGUUUUCAGGAAUUCGUGCAUUAGGUGUUAAAUAAACUAUAGCUUCGCUACGGACCUCUUUCGAUUGUAUCUUCAAAUUGUAUCGACGAACUUUAUCACGAUACAAAGGGACAAUGAAAAGGUCUGUAAUUAAUUACGGAAAUGGCUCGUGCGAGCGAGAGUGUGCGACACGGUGCGGCGGUUGGUAUUAACGAUUAGGCCAAAUGGCGAUAUUGUAUAUAGUUGUACAUAGAUAAAACGUCUGUCGUUUCGUCGAAUUCAUUAAUCGACAAUGAUAAUGAUGAUGAUGAUGAUGAUUAUGAUAAUGAUGAUGAUGAUGAUGAUGAUGAUGAUGAUGAUGAUGAUGAUGAUGAUGAUGACGACGACGAUGGUAAUGAUAAUGAUCAUAACGAUGAUAUUGAUACUGAUAAUUAUGACGACGAUGAUGCUAUCGAGAUACGACGCGAGAGACAAUUUAUUUCUUUAUGUUUUCAUAGUAUAUAUAUACAUAUAUAUAUAUAUAUAUAUAUAUAUAUAUAUAUAUGUAUAUAUAUAUAUGUAUAUAUUUCGAAUGAGUACGAUAUUUAUAUCGUGGGACAUUUGUGCAAUUUCUCGUCGAGUUCAAUCUCGAUGUGAUCCGACGCUUACGGUGUUAACGUCCAGCGAAAAGUGAUCUCUUUCGAUUCUCAACAGAAGCGACAAAAAUUUGAUAAACGAAUUUUAUCUUAUGAAAAUAUAGGGAUAUAAAAAAAUAUAAAGAAAACAAAAAAGAAAAGACGACAACAAUAAAAUAACAUCGAACAAAAUUAAUGUCGUUCCUAGAGAGGAUAGGAAGAGAAUCUUUGUCGCAUAGCGAGCGAAUGAGAGUGAGAGAGUGCGAGAAUGAGAGUGUGAAAAAGGAAGCGAGAUAGAGAGAUAGAGAAAGAGAGAGAGAGAGAGAGAGAGAGAGAGAGAGAGAGAAAGAGAGACGAAGAACGACGGCGAUGUUCGUUCGUAGAUUACAAAGAAAGCGAUUCAACGAAGAAAAAAGGCUCUGCACCAGUGGUACGCUGCCGAGGACCUCACAUCGAAAUUUCCGUUAAAGAAACGAAAUUCGAAGUCUCGAAGCUCGGUUUUGCUCGCCUCGAGAAAUAGAUGAAUAAGAGAAAGAAAGAGAAAAUGAGAGAGAGAGAGAGAGAGAGAGAGAGAGAGAGAGAGAGACAGAAAUAGAGAAAGGAAGAUAGAUAGAUAGAGAAAGAGAAUGAGAAAAUCGACGCUCGAGAUAAAAAGAACGAGAAAAUCGACGCUCGAGAUUUCUUCUUUCAUUGUCAGCCCGAACUUCGAAAUUUUCCCCUGGCCGUCGGCGACGCUUAUUCGUUUUUCCACGCCGACGACGAAUACACAAACACACAUACACAUUGCGUUCACGAGAAUGAUUUCCGAUAUACAUAUCCAUUACCUAUUGUUAUCGUAGUUUUUGACCGAGUCGAAAUAAAAAGUGUAUUUCAAAAUA